This is a messenger RNA of Pocillopora verrucosa, 995 nucleotides long. RefSeq names its product translationally-controlled tumor protein homolog. Gene Ontology annotation, molecular function: calcium ion binding. Gene Ontology annotation, cellular component: cytoplasm. The record is from RefSeq and is a predicted model, not a curated record. NCBI's taxonomy places the organism in Eukaryota, Metazoa, Cnidaria, Anthozoa, Scleractinia, Pocilloporidae.
ACAAAAUUCUUCCUUUUUUCGGCUCGAUCUGUUGUACUCGGGUUUUACAGCACUAUACUGUAACGCGAAAUCCUGACCCAUCGACAUCAUGAUUGUUUACAGGGACCUUCUAUCCAAUGAUGAGUUGUUCACUGACAGUUGCAAAAUGAGAGAAGUAGAUGACAGUGUAUUCAUUGAAGUAGAAGGCAAACAUACUACAGAGUGCACCAAAGUUGAUGAUGCUAUGAUUGGUGGGAACAAGUCUGCCGAAUCUUUUGAGGAAGAAUCUGCCGAUGCAUCCACAAGUGGGGUCGACAUUGUCCUCCAAAACAGAUUAGCAUGGGUAGACAUGGACAAAAAAAAAUACCAGAAGUAUAUCAAGGCAUAUGUGGCCAAACUUGUGGAAAAACUUACCGAGACCAAGCCAGACUAUGUGGCUACGUUCAAGAAAAAAGCUAUACCAGCAGUGAAGAGGAUUCUCGAUAACUUUGAGGAGUGGGACUUCUACCGUGGAGAGACUGACUUUGAAGGGGCAAACGGAAUGCUUUGCAUCUUGGGAUAUCGUGAGGAUCAAACAACCCCCUAUUUGCUGUUUUUCAAAGAUGGACUUCUUGAAGAGAAAGUGUAACCAUGUCCAGACAAGGAGAUUACCCAAAUAUAUCUAUAACACAUGAGAAUUUCAAUUUUCUUUCCACUUGAAGAGGAAUUUUUAUUUUGAACAAGUCAGAAUAAUUGUCAUCACAACACUGUGUUGUACACUUGUGUUGUGUUUCCCUUAAAUCAGAUGUAGCUUAUUUGUAACCUGUCCAAAAUCAUCGUAAAGGAGUGAAGUUUUCUUGUCACAGGCCAUUAUUUUUAACAUCAAAAAAUUGGCGUAGGGUGGAGCUUUUCUUCUCUGCAGAGUAAGAAUUUUAUUGCUAGUAGCAAUCACUGGUUGAGUCGCUAAAAUUUACUGUAAGUAACAUUCUUGCUUGGCAAUGACAGGACAAAACAAUAAACAUGGUCAUUCUCAGUAA